AUGGCGAAUUUCUGGCUGCUUCGCAGAAGAAGAAGGGAAACACAUCGGAGAGAACGCGUUUUUCGGGACCGAACCAACCCUCUCGAGUAUCUUGAUGAUAUAGAUCUCGUAAGUAGGUAUAGGUUCCCGGGAAGAGUCAUUAUACACAUAAACAUCUUACAGGUACUCAUCACCUUAAGAUAUCUGUCAAAGGCGGACUUCUUUUCGGAAGUAGGCGACCUUCAUGGCGUUUCCAGAUCAUCCGUAUCCCGAGUAGUACAUACAGUGUGCAGUGCAAUAAAUACAACAGUAGACAACAUAAAGUUUCCAGUUACUGCCAAUGAAUUACGCCAUAUAAAAUCUGAGUUCUAUGACAUUGCCAAAUUUCCAAAUUGCGUUGGUGCAAUCGAUGGUACUCUAAUACCAAUUAAGGGCAUGAGUGGACCACAGGAGCCUGCCUUUGUAUGCAGAAAAAACUUUCAUGCCUUAAAUAUUCAGGCCGUAACUGAUUCCAGUAUGAGAUUUCUUCACAUCAAUACCUGUUUUCCCGGGGCAACUCACGACUCCUUCGUUUUGAGCAACUCGGGAUUGUCAGGUUUUAUGGAACAUCUCGAAGGGGGUGGGUGGUUACUUGGGGAUUCUGGCUACCCUCUAAAGGAAUGGCUCUUAACGCCAUUCUUAUCCCCAGCCAAUGAACACGAAGUGAAAUACAACGAGGCCCAUGCAAAGACUCCUGUUGUCAUAGAAAAAUCGUUUGGGGUAUUAAAAUCCAGAUUUAGGUGUUUACAUCGAACUGGAGGAGUGCUCCCAUUUUCACCAAAUAGAUGUUUUCAAAUUAGUCAAUGCUGUAUUCGGCUUCAUAAUUCAGCUGUUUCAGAGAAAGUCCCCUUACUUGAGGUUGUGGUUGUACAGAACAUCAAUGACAAUGCCGUGUUUAACGCAAACGCACCAAGGAGAGCACAGGAUGUGCGCAUUCAAGUUGCCAACUUAUUUUAA
Molecule: messenger RNA, 975 nt
Organism: Magallana angulata
Lineage: Eukaryota; Metazoa; Mollusca; Bivalvia; Ostreida; Ostreidae
Product: putative nuclease HARBI1
Exons: 5
Coding region: 1-975 (324 amino acids)
Source: RefSeq, a predicted model, not a curated record